CGAACUGACUACCUCUUCCUACACCACGUCUCAAAAUAAAAAAAGCUAGGGUCCUAGAUCUACAGUCACUGGCGGGUUCCUUGAAAACAAUGCCACAUUCAACAAUGCCGCAACCAGGCUUCCAGGCCGUCAUCCUCUGCGGGCCAGGGGCCUCUAUGAGCACAUUUACCUCGAAUCCCGCCGAUAUUCCAAAAGCUCUCCUCCCAAUCGCGAAUAGGCCUAUGGUGUGGUAUCCUCUGGAAUGGUGCUAUCGCAUGGGAGUCACAGAUAUCACGCUCAUCACACCCGCCGAGUCCAAGGACGCAAUCGAAGCUGCUUUGUCGCAAAACCCCCACCUCACGUCCCUCCCCGCACCUCGGCCUGACCUCAAAGCCCCGAAAGGGUUGACACACCAGACAGGCACAGGGGAGAUAUUUCGACUAGAAGAGGUGCAAAAGAUCAUUACUGGUGACUUCAUUGUUCUGCCAUGCGACAUAGUUUGCGAGCUUGGUGGGGCAUCAUUAGCUGAAGCAUGGAUGGUUGAACAAGGAGGUCUCGGUGGAGCUACGGGUGGCAUCUUCGAUGGGAUAAAAGCACCGAUAGGGCUUGGGGGUGAAAAGAUUGGUCGAAGAGGUGGAUUAGGUGUUUGGUACGAAACGAAGACCGAGGAUGGCGUGAAGGGAGAAGAGACGGAUUUCAUUGCCUUAACGCCUCUAUCACCACCGAUUGUACCUCCGUCUCGAGACUCUUUACGCCGAGAUAUCUCCAACCUGGCAUACACUGUACCUACCGAUACGCUGAACGAUAUUGUCGAAGCCCGGAGAGUCCUACCCGUUCGGCAUCAGCUACUCAAGAAGCACGGGCGCAUAAAGAUGCUGACCACACACCGAGACGCACACGUCUACUUCUUUCCGUACUGGGUGCUGGAGAUGAUGAAGAGAAACGAGAAGUUUGAGAGCAUCAGUGAAGAGGUGUUGGGAUGGUGGGCGAAGGCUGGAUGGCAGGAAGGUCUGGGAGACAAACUCGGUCUACGAGAUAUCUUCCAAGAUGGAAGCGGCUCAGACAGUCCCGUCUCUAAGUCUUUCGGCUUAGACGAAGAAAUCAAUGUUGCCAAGCUAAGCAGCACAUGGGUUGAUCCAAAUCCAAGCGCAGAUGGAGGAAAUGCACCGCUUUCAUUUGCAUCAAGAGUUCGAGACCCUGAUUCUCCUCAAACACCACUAUCGACCUUGAACCAAAAGCUACCACUACCAAUACCUCCGAUUUUGGCCUACAUCCAACCAUCAGCACCCACCAACGCCCUCAUCCGCCGCGUGGAUUCUGUACAACUCCUACUCAACGUCUCCCUCCGUCUGGCGAAACUUCCAUCAAUAGAAGAAGUUGGCGCAGAAAAAGCCUCACCUCUCGCGCACAAGUUCAAGAUCGCACACAAAAAGACAAUACCAAAGCGUUGUAGUGUGCAAGCCGAAAACUCUCUCCUCGCCGAAAACGUCACCGUGGAAGAGAAGUGCAACAUAAAAGAGUCAGUCAUCGGCUUCAACUGCAAGAUCGGAGAGGGAGCUCGCCUCUUACGCUGUCUGAUUAUGGACGGCGCGGAGGUAGGGGCCAAUGCACAGCUAUCCGAUUGUGUGCUUGGAAGGAGGUGUAGGAUUGAAGGGGGCCCUGCGAAGGGUGAUGACAAAACGGUGCUGAAGAAGUGUGAGGUUCAGGAGGGCCAUGUGGUCAAAUGGGGCACGACGGCCAGCGAUGAGAAGUUCAUGAGGUUUGACCUGCCGAGUGAUGAUGAUUUGGAGGAAGGGGAUGCUGGGUUCGCAAGCGAUGGAAUCGAGGCGUCACAGUCGGAGGGCAUAUCUUUGCGAUGAAGUGCCUUUAAGUAGGUAUGCGUACAACUAGUCCAGCACUGUCACUGAAGUGCUUCGACACUUUCAAAGUGUCAAUCAACUGUUUCAACUAACCUGGUCGCUCUCCGCACUAACAUGAGCAAUGAUGAACUUUUAAUGGCAAGGAAACGUUGCAAGCUUAGUACAGCAUCAUAGAAGCUUCCCUGGA
Molecule: messenger RNA, 2025 nt
Organism: Mytilinidion resinicola
Lineage: Eukaryota; Fungi; Ascomycota; Dothideomycetes; Mytilinidiales; Mytilinidiaceae
Product: eukaryotic translation initiation factor-like protein subunit eIF2B-gamma
Exons: 2
Coding region: 90-1838 (582 amino acids)
Biological process (GO): cytoplasmic translational initiation
Cellular component (GO): guanyl-nucleotide exchange factor complex; eukaryotic translation initiation factor 2B complex
Molecular function (GO): guanyl-nucleotide exchange factor activity; translation initiation factor activity
Source: RefSeq, a predicted model, not a curated record